This is a messenger RNA of Mollisia scopiformis, 1250 nucleotides long. RefSeq lists its product as uncharacterized. The record is from RefSeq and is a predicted model, not a curated record. Lineage: Eukaryota; Fungi; Ascomycota; Leotiomycetes; Helotiales; Mollisiaceae. The transcript is spliced from 2 exons. The coding region runs from base 181 to 927 and encodes 248 amino acids.
GGAUGAUCGACUCCGCCUCCUGGGAAAAGAUGGGAUGAAAAACUGUUUCUUCUAUCAUCUUCAUUUAGAGCAGUCCAUCCUCACGACUAUGGCUGCUCAGCUCAUGAAGUUGUUGGGAGGGAACUCCACUCUCUGAAUCUGCGCCAAUGUUCCAAUUGAGGUUGAAAUUGUCGUGUCACGAUGCAGCCAUCGCGUGUGUCCAGCGAAGCUCCUGAAGUUGUUCCAGGACAAUUCCUCACCACCAAUUCCGAAUCUCUAUCAAACCUUUCACCAUCUACCUACCAGGCCAGUACGCAUUUAUCGGGACACAGUCGCGCUCACAGUUGGCUGAGCUCAAUCAGCGAUCGAAAAAGUAAACAGCCAGAUAGCAGUAGUACUCUCGUCCCGCAAAUUAUACAAGAUGAUGCAGCGCCAUAUCAACCAAAAGUCCAUUCGAGAAGAGUUUUCGGUCUCGUGACGACAAUCAUCCUAGUCGCUAUUACGUUCUGUCUAGGAGGAGGUAUUGGCGGCGGAGUUGCGAGUGCUGUUCUCUCAGGCCAGAAAUCCAAAUCAACAUCAACUUCGUCCUCCUCACCCGCCCAAGCAACAACCAUAAUCGACGCAUCCGGCUGCCCUCUAAUUAAUAACUCAACUUACACCUCUCAAACGGGCUCCACUUUCCUCACCGUGUGCUCAACGUCCAUCCUGUCCUCGGAUUCGGGGCAAAUCAUCGAUUUCUCGAACUCGAUACAAAGCUCCUUUGAUUCUUGUCUGAAUGCUUGUGCGGUUGCAACUGGAUGCGUGGGCGCGAGUUGGUAUAUGUUCGAUCCGCAGAUGCCGAGUCGAAACAUGGGGUGUUGGCUGAAGAAUGGGACGGGAGAGGAGGUUGUUGCCAGUGGCGGGUUAAGUGUGGUUAGUGGAUAUUUGAAGAGUGCUCUUCCGUCAUGAUCUUAAGGACUGCAGGAAUUCUGUGGAGGGGCAAAGCAAAGACGGAUUAGCUAAGGACUGAUCAGAAGACAGACAUUGGAGAUAACAGGGGUGUGAAGGGGUGAUGAAUAUGAGGGAACCAUAUGGAAAACUCGACCACAAGAUCGAGAACCCCUUUGGAAUGAGCACCGCGUUGAUCUACAUAGAGUAUCUUUUUUGGCAGCCCAUGUACAGGCGCGAAGUUUAGGGAGCGGAGGAUUCAAUUUCUCUGCCUGUAAAUAUUCUUUCUCUAUCACAGCAUUAGCGGGAGUUGGGAAUUGGCUUCAGCGAUAGCAUUUGAGGAG